Magallana angulata is the source of this 772-nucleotide messenger RNA. RefSeq lists its product as uncharacterized. The coding region runs from base 17 to 439 and encodes 140 amino acids. NCBI's taxonomy places the organism in Eukaryota, Metazoa, Mollusca, Bivalvia, Ostreida, Ostreidae. The record is from RefSeq and is a predicted model, not a curated record. The transcript is spliced from 4 exons.
ACAAACACUGACGACAAUGAAAACUUCUAUAUAUAUGGUUUUAUGUAUAUUGUUUGCAGGGAAUUUUGUGUGUUCUGAAGAUGGCGAUUCUCUACAAAGACUGAUAGACCAAUUAAAGGAGUUGGACGGCGUCAAUAAAAGACAGAUGACGGAUUCCACUGGAUCCGUUCCAAGCUUAGACACUUCCGACAGUUACAAACGACAGCAGGAGAAUGCUGACAUCCGUCCCCAGAAAAGCAGCCAGUACGAAAAUGUUUUAAGAGAGCUCCGGAGGCUGGUCAUGAUUAACAAACGAGAUCACGUGAUACCAGCAGUGGACCUCAGUCAUUUCUCGUGUAGUCAGGAAUAUUAUGGUUUGAGGAAACUUGUGGACAACUUGGCCAAGAAAUACUGUGUUGUCAAGGAUGAUCACGUGCACGACUCGCUGGACGGCUUCUGAGUCUGUGAUUAUUUCAAAGAGACAAACUGAACUAGAAAAUUGUGGACCUAUAUGUUGUAUCGGUGGAUCCUACAUGAGAAGUACGAGUGAAGACAGCGAUUUAUAUUCACUUGUGUAGAAUGUAUUAUAUCGUUACGAAAACAAAACCAUCCAAACCUGCCAUAAUUUGACACUCGAAACGCGUAAACUGAAAAAAAAAAUCCAUUUUUAGUUAUAAUUUUUUUUAGAAUAAACAUGUAUAAUUAUAUAAAUAAAGAAAAUUUUGCCUCAAUUAAUCAUACUUUUUGAAUGUAUUUCAGAUACAUGUGUGUCAGUUGUCAUUUGCAAUCAAAU